This is a messenger RNA of Polychytrium aggregatum, 1131 nucleotides long. Its product is annotated as kinase-like domain-containing protein. The record is from RefSeq and is a predicted model, not a curated record. Gene Ontology annotation, molecular function: protein kinase activity; ATP binding. The transcript has a single exon. The coding region runs from base 1 to 1131 and encodes 376 amino acids. Gene Ontology annotation, biological process: protein phosphorylation. Lineage: Eukaryota; Fungi; Chytridiomycota; Chytridiomycetes; Polychytriales.
AUGUCCGACAAGCUUUGGUACGUUCCUGCCGAGGCCAUCACCGACAGGUCGCCCAACCCGAUUGCCCGUGGCGGCUUUGGCGAGGUCUUCUCCGCCUCGUACUAUGGCACCGAUGUGGCCGUCAAGCAACUAUUCUCCAUCUGCGGCGCUCGAGAGAUUGCCGAGUUCCAGCGGGAGAUUGGCAUCUGGCACCGGCUCAGCCACCCACACAUCCUCCCUCUCCUCGGCGCCUGCGACACUUCUGAGCGGCCCUUCAUGGUCUCGCCCUUCAUGCACAACGGCACCCUCCGCAGCUAUGUCGCCGAUGCCGAACAAGUCCGUCCCGUCGGCGAGAAGCUCAAGCUCAUGUACCAAGUUGCCUCCGGCAUGGCCUACCUCCACGGCAGCAACAUCAUCCACGGCGAUCUCAAGACCCUGAAUGUUCUCCUGGACAACUCCUACUCUGCCGUCAUCUCGGACUUUGGCAUGUCCCGGACCAAGCACACAUCGUCGUCUUCCCUCCUGUUCAAGCCCGGCGAGAGCAUUGGUGGCACGCUCGACUACAUGGCUCCCGAAAUGAUGGACGACGAGAAUCCCGUCGACUCAUCCAAGGCCACUGAUGUCUAUGCCUUUGGCAUCAUGCUCUACGAGGUCCUCAACAACGCUAGGCCCGUCUGGGUCUCCACCGACGGCACUCCAAUCCGACCUCGCGCCGUCGAGGCUCUGGUUUCCAAAGGAACCCGCCCCAAGCAAACUCCCGCCAUCCCCGACGACAUCUGGGCCCUGAUCGAGCGAUGCUGGGCCCAGAUCCCUGAAACCCGGCCCAGCUUCACCGACAUCCUGGUCUCGCUGCAGCCCUAUCGAAACUAUGUCCCUGUGCGAGGGCCGACUCCGCCACCCCAACCCCAACCUCAGCCUGCCGCCACCGAUGCUCCCCAGGUCCUCGAGGACGUUGUCGUCGAAAAGCUUCUGCGUCGUCUCGGUCUCAAUCCAGACAUUGAGAUCCAGCGCCAGGCCGUCCCGAAUGUAUUGCAAGAUGGUGCUGCCUCUGACCGCAGCGAUCGUGGCGACCGACGCACAGCCAUCCCCACUGACCAUCAGCCCACGGCAACCAACGGCAACCAACGGCAACCAAGGCAACCAAGGCCGUGA